AUGCCCCCGCCAGACUCGUUCACUUCUGAUACCUUUGGAUUCAAUGACGGCCGCGAGGCAGGUUUAAGGGACUACAUCUUCUCCCGUGCUGACGUCGAAACCACGCUCCGCAACAACCCACAAGCCAUCAUCGACGCCAUCAGCGCCUACACGUCGCAAAAGGGAAUGAUCACACUAGGCCGCGUCAAGAUCAACAAAUGCACCGAUCUGCUCGCCCGACUUGACCCAUCCCCCAAGACGCUGGUCGAACUGGGGUGUUACGUGGGCAUGUCCGCUCUGGCAUGGGGGGACGCAUUGAAGAAGUUGAACGCCACAACGACCUCAGACCAGAGCCAGAUCCCAAGCCAGAUCCCUUCUGGAGGGGCAUCGCCGUGCAAAGUCUUCACGACAGAACUACACAAGACAUUUGCGUCCAUCGCCCGAGACCUAAUCGCUCUUGCGGGUCUCGAUGACACCGUUACUGUUCUCGAAGGACCCGCGAAAGAAAGCCUUCGCGCCCUCAAAGCCACGGGACAAAUCGACACGGUGGACGUCAUGUUUUUUGAUCAUUGGAAAGAUGCAUAUCUCCCCGAUCUUCAAGCGUGCGAAGACCUAGGGAUUUUUCGCAAGGGUAGUCUGAUCCUAGCUGACAACACCGACAUUCCCGGAACGCCCGACUUUAAUCGGUACCUUGAAGACUCGUCGACCGGUCAAAAUAAAGGAAGGUCAGGGUACCAGUAUCACGUUGAGAGACAUGAGACAGAGGCAGAAAUGGGCCUGCCAAUGUCGUCAGCGUGCCCUGAGAAGAAAAAUGUGAAGAACUGGUGGGAGGUGUCAAAUUAUCGAAACUCCGGCAGCCCAGGCAGUCAGUUCAGUAUCUAG
Molecule: messenger RNA, 861 nt
Organism: Exophiala spinifera
Lineage: Eukaryota; Fungi; Ascomycota; Eurotiomycetes; Chaetothyriales; Herpotrichiellaceae
Exons: 4
Coding region: 1-861 (286 amino acids)
Molecular function (GO): O-methyltransferase activity
Source: RefSeq, a predicted model, not a curated record